UUGAACGUAACCAAACAGUCCAUAAACCAUUUUUCAUUAAAAUAACUUUUUCAAAGCAAAUAAUCUUAUCAUUGGAUUAAAAUAAUUUUAUCAUAUUUUAAUCAGGGCUUAAAUAAGAAACAAAACAAUUGGGAAAUAAUAAGAAAUCCACUGAAAAUUUUACGGUUUUUGCAAUAAAUUGCCGCUGGCAACACAAAACCGCCCACUGUCAAAAACAACAAAAUCAUCCUCUUGUUGGUUGAAUUUUCUCGACAAAUUCUCAUAGUACACGUGUACCGACAAUUCGAUGUUAAUAAUUUCAUCAUUUGUAUCUAUUUAUGGUAAAACGAUCAGCGAGUGCUGUGCUCUAAUUGUUGUAAAAACUUCUAGUAACCUGUCUCUUUAGUGACCCUGUUGUUUGUGUUUACAUACGAAAAUGUCUGAAUUCAAGGAUUGGUUUGAGAGUGUACCGUUUUUCACUCGUUAUUGGUUGACUUUAACAAUUGUGUUCAGUAUAUUGGGCCGGUUUGGGUUAUUAAGCUUCUCCUAUUUAGUGCUGGACUUCUAUUCCAUUGUAAACAAUUUCCAGUUAUGGCGACCAAUCACAGCGCUGUUCUUCUACCCGAUAAGUCCGAGUACAGGAUUCCACUUCCUAAUCAAUUGCUACUUCCUGUACAACUACUCUCAGAGACUUGAGACGGGAAUGUUUGCGGGCAAACCUGCAGAUUACUUUUAUAUGUUACUCUUCAACUGGGCAUGCUGUGUGGUCAUUGGAUUACUUGUUAACUUGCCUAUCCUAAUGGACCCGAUGGUACUGUCUGUGCUAUAUGUUUGGUGCCAGCUCAACAAAGACGUGAUCGUGUCCUUCUGGUUUGGGACGAGGUUCAAAGCUAUGUACCUACCAUGGGUACUGCUGGCUUUCAACCUGGUUAUCAGCGGCGGAGGUGUCAUGGAGCUGAUCGGCAUCCUGAUCGGUCACUUGGCGUUCUUCCUUCUCUUCAAGUAUCCUCAGGAAUUCGGCGGUCCAGCUCUCCUAUCACCGCCAGCUUUCUUGAAACAAAUAUUCCCUGACACAAGAUACGUGGGUGGAUUCGGCACCGCGCCCCAAGCUAGGGUGCCUACACGACCAGGCGGCACAGUCUUCGGAGGACACAACUGGGGCCGUGGUCACACUCUAGGAGGAAAUUGAUGUAACAACACAUAUAGUGAGAGACUUUGAUGUUUACAAACACGAACGAUAUCCCGAUUUUUAAGAUGUGAUUUUGGUGACCCUAACAGUUUUUCUUGACGAAGGUAUCAUGUGCAUACAGCCUUUAUCCAUCCUCUCUUUUAUAGACUGUCGAAGUGUGUUCAAAACUUUUUUUAAUCCGAUGAUCACAACUUGAAAAUUAAUUGUGUAAAAUGAUUUACUCUAUGAACUAUGAAGUUAUUAAUUUGUAAUAGAAAACAUAUUGUUUUCUAGAGUUUUACUGCACUGGUUUGAUGUAAUUUUUUGGUGUAAUUUAAUUAAGUGGGUGUUAUAGUCUGUGGUCAUUGUGCUUGUUUGGGACUGCCAAGUCUUUAUAGGUAUAACAUAAAGUGCAAAUAAAUUAAUUAAUUAAAAGAGAUAUAUGAAAACUUUAUGUUUUUGCAUCCUAUACACACAAUACAUGACUUUUAUUUAGGCUUGAACAAAAUUGUUAAUCUAUAAUUAGGUUAAAUUUUCUGUACAAUAUGUUGUUUUAGAUAAAAAGUGCAAAAUUGUAUUGUAACGUGAAUGUAAAUCUGUCUAUACUCGGAAUUUUAAUUCGAUUCCAGAUUUGACAAUUUCAG
Messenger RNA from Spodoptera litura, 1791 nucleotides. It is a transcript of the gene Der-1, whose product is annotated as derlin 1. The record is from RefSeq and is a predicted model, not a curated record. NCBI's taxonomy places the organism in Eukaryota, Metazoa, Arthropoda, Insecta, Lepidoptera, Noctuidae.